AUUACCCUUAUCUUAUUAUUGUUUUAAAAUAAAUACGUUGUAAAAGAAAAGCUUGUUUAAAUGUGAACUGUGUCUUAGAAUUAAUAAAAAAUACUAAAAAUUAGGCAUCUUCAAGUGACCGUUUUAAAAUUUAUGUAAGGAAAAAAGUUAGUAAGCAAGGGGAUUUCUGUAAGCGCAAUUGUCGCCAAAUGAAAAAAAUAUAAAUUCAAUGAAAUUACAGUAGGUACAACUGCUUUUGUCGGGUUUGCUGGGCAUUAUUGUGAACAUGUCUUCGUUAUUCAAUAAAAACUCGAUACUGACGGGAUGUGUGGAUUACUUCUGCCUGGCCUGUGAGUCCCAGCUGCGGAGUGAUGAGGAUGCCAUCCAGCACAUCGGCAAACCCAUACAUAAGAAGAACCUGGAUGCAACUAGCUUUCUGGACAAGCAUAAGGAUGACCGUGUUAGGAAGGUCAAGAAAGGCUACUACUGCGAGUACUGCAACGUGUUUAUGCGAACUGCCGCCAAAGUGGGCCCCCACGUGGCGGAGCCCACGCAUCGCGAGAACAAAUCCGCGCGACCCUUGAGGAGAGAGGGCAACGGCGUGCUAGCGUUCGACAGCGUGUUCAUUAACGAAAACGCGUGGCACGGACUCAUUGACGACACGUGUGCCGUCUGCGACGCGGAGUUCGACAACGCACAGAUACACAGGACUGACACCUGGCACGCUCUCAAUCUGGUGUUGAUAGACAUUGAAACCGGCGAGGGCAAUAAUGUGUAUAGAAAGGUUGACGAGUCCACAUUCCAAUGCCUGACGUGCAACUUGGUUUGCGCUCAAAACACAAUGGCGGAUCAUUUCGAAGACGCCGAGCACAAGAAACUGUACCAACAGUGCUGUGUAACUGCCAAAAAUAAAAACAAUGAGAAACAAAACGGUACGGAAACGGCGAAAAAUGACGCCGCGGAUAAAUCCUCGGAAAAAGAAGUAAAGGAAGAAAAAGCACAAAAGACAGUUGAGAAAGAAACAACAAAGGAUGAUAAAUCUAGCAAAUCUCCUGAAAGUCCUCCAAUGAAAAAGUCAAAGAAAUCGCCUGAAAAAGAAUCUAAAGAGGAAAUUAAAAAAACAGAAGUAGAAAAGAAGCCCGAAGGUGUCGAAUCCGAAAAGAAGGAAAUUAAGAUGGCUGAAGUUGCAAAGAAGGAAGAUAAAAAACGAGGAAAAGGAGGCAAGGAUGCGCUUGGCAAAACCGAUAAAGACAUUGUCAAAGGCUUAGGAGCCGUGAACUAUAUCACCAGAGAUGUCUGCGGCCAGCAAUGGUGCAUCCUCUGCGACUGGGCCAUGGACGACAGCACUGUUAAAGGUCACAUCGAAAGCAGGCAUCACCAAACCUUACUCACGAUGCACAAAGAUAGACAAGCUAAGAAUCAAAACGGUGAACUCGAAAAUGGCGAAGACCUAAAUGAAAAGCAUAUCAACAACGAUCACGAUGUGAUUAAAGAUCAUAUUGAAGAGCAUAUGAAGAAAGCGGCCAAAGAAACAAAAGAAGUAAAGGAGGUGAAACCAUUCUCAACUGGAAGUGAAACGAAGUCUUCAACGAAUCUCUUCACGGCCCCCGUUCACAAGAACGACCCUAAACCGAAGCAAGAAAAAAGAGAAUCUCGAGCAUCUUCAGUAGCUUCCAAUCGCGAAGAAGAUGAAGUGGACGCAUUCGCAAAACAGCACAACUUGACACACAACAUUGGCAACAGCAAUGUAUUUUGCCGCCUCUGCGUGACCAAAAUACCGGCUUCGAUGAGAAACAUGAGAGAGCAUGUAAACGGAAUGGGACACAAGAGUAAAAUCGCCAAAACGACCGUCAAAUCAAUGGUCAACGCGCCCAGUAUGACGCCUUCCCAUGUCUUCAUAGACACUGUUAUAACUGUUGAAAACAUGUUCUCAAAAGACAUUGUGAUAAAUGAGAAAUAUGUGGUGAAUAUACUGAGUUUUCUGAUGAUCACGAAGAACGGUGCUAAGCUUAGGUGUCAGGCUUGUGAGGUUAAUGUCGCCAUGUCGGAAAUAGACAGGCAUAAGAACACGCCGAAACAUGAGAGGAUCAUGAAUGACGCUAUGGUCGCUUCGUCAGAGGAUUCGGAAUUCAUUAGAGAGAUCCGUACAAACCUGUUCCACUGCGGGUACUGCAACCUGCUGGAAGCCACGUGGGCCACCAUGAACUCGCACCUCAAGAGCACCGCGCAUCGUGAAGCUAAGACGUCGGCUUCGUGGCGCUUGCACGAGUACAAGCCGAUGAUUGCGCAGCACAAGAUGCGCCAGCGCAUGCAGCUCGACCUUUUUACCAGGAUGCUCGUGGGACAUAUGUUCGGAGACGACUCAGACGACUAAACACGUCAUACUGUUAGGGCCUCCCCACACUAGCGUCUCCCGAGCGCCGGCGUCUAGUCAACUCUAUGGCUGCUGCUCGACACAACGUUGGCGCAACUGCGCAAUGACGUCAUUUUCCAUAGCGCUGACUAGACGCCGACACUCAAAAGAUGCUCUUAAAUGCCGAUUAUGAUCGACGAAGCUUGUCUCUAAAGCUAGAUAAUCCGGUAUGUUUUGUAAUUUAACUCGUUUAUCAAUUAACCGGUUAAACCUGUAGAUUUCGUCAUAUUUAUUGGCCGCAGAAAUAUUUCCAAUUUCUGUUUCAUUAACCGGUUUAUGUACAAAUGAAAUCUCUUUUAGACUAAUCCGUCAUUACGAUAUUGGUUCCUACUGUAUCAUUAGAGGAUGCACAGUUUGGACACUCAAGGUCUAAAAUAUCGAAACGAACAAAGCGCCAAAAAUCAUCAGAUAUAUCAGAGCGGCCGAGGUGCUCACAAAUAUCUGAACACGCCUCUAUUGUCAAGGCGCUAGAGUGCACGUUCAGAUAUUUUUGAACACCUCGGCCGCUCUGAUAUAUCUGAGGGCGACUGUACGUGCCGAUGAUCGCGCAGCACAGGAUGCGCAAGCGCUCUUCACCAGGAUGCUCGUGGGACAGAUGCACGGAGACGACUGGCCGUCGAAACCGUAUGUUUUUUUAUUUGAAAUAUCUCAAAUAUCCGUUAAUCCAACCGGUUCAGACACCUGCUAGUUACUUAAAUCCGUAGUUUGAAUAAGUUAAAAAUUUUCACAUUUACCGGUUGCCGAAAUAUUUCCGGUUUUUGUUGAUUUACACUCUAAAACCGGUUCCAAAUCACCUUAUCGUAAUUUACUGUAAGAUUUAAAAUAGGUAUUUUUUUAUAUGAUUCAACUGAUUAACAUUAAGUGUAUUAUAGAUUUAAGUCUUCUAUGUUUUGUUACGUAAUUUAAGCGGUUAAAAUGUACACUAGCUUUUUCUUUUAUUUCUAUGGCCGAUUUCUUAUUAUUUGGUACCUAAACGAGAUCUAAAAACUGACUUGAAAGUUUUUCAAUGGCGACGAUGUGAUUUAUGACUACUCAAAUCCAUAAUGACGUACAUUAUGGUGCUUGCAUUUGCGAUUUAAUGUUAUUAAUAGUUACCAUGAGCAAUCUCAAUUUACGUUGUAAGGGUUUAAUUAUAAUGUCAGUUUCUUUUUUCUUUCUUUCCAUGCCUUUAGGGUCCUUAUGCACAUGCAGUAUAAGGACCCUUAAGGCAUGGAACGCCACAUUUUAGCAAAAAAACCUACCGCUCGAUUUGUGAUUCAGACAAAAGAUACAGCUGCGUGGGUUGUCAGUAAGGAUCACCUAUUUCUGAUUGCAUCUCUAUGUCACAUUGGAGCUUAUUGACAACCGCCAAAGUGGUCCCUUAUCAUAUGAAACGACACAUUUGUUAAUCUGUAAUUAUAGUGUACUUCGAACACAUUAUUAAAGUGAUUUUGAUUUGAUAA
This is a messenger RNA of Cydia strobilella, 3834 nucleotides long. RefSeq lists its product as uncharacterized. The record is from RefSeq and is a predicted model, not a curated record. The transcript is spliced from 7 exons. The coding region runs from base 266 to 2353 and encodes 695 amino acids. Gene Ontology annotation, molecular function: nucleic acid binding; zinc ion binding. NCBI's taxonomy places the organism in Eukaryota, Metazoa, Arthropoda, Insecta, Lepidoptera, Tortricidae.